Molecule: messenger RNA, 2035 nt
Organism: Emiliania huxleyi CCMP1516
Lineage: Eukaryota; Haptophyta; Isochrysidales; Noelaerhabdaceae
Exons: 13
Coding region: 47-2035 (662 amino acids)
Biological process (GO): protein localization to membrane
Cellular component (GO): membrane
Source: RefSeq, a predicted model, not a curated record
CCGCGUAGCCUCACCGCUGUCGGCUUCGAGGGCUUUCGGCGGCGAGAUGAACGCCGCACGCUGGCUCUCGUUGCUGCUCGCAGCGCCGCCGACGCUCGGCUUCUACCUGCCCGGCGUCGCUCCGCAUGAGUACCUCGACGGUGAGGCGGUCGAGAUCAAAGUAAAUCAGCUCUCGUCGCCUCGAACUCACCUGCCGUUUGACUACUAUGCACUGCCACAUUGCCGGCCGGAGACGCUCGAGUCCAAAGCCGAGAACCUCGGCGAGGUCCUGCACGGCAGCAAGAUCCAGAACUCGCCGUUCGCGCUGCAGAUGGGCAAGACGGCGUUCCGCGUCCUCUGCCGGGUGGAGCUGACCGCACACGACGCGGCCGUCUUUGGCGCGAGGAUCGCACAGGACUACCGCGUGCAGAUGAUCAUGGACAACCUGCCCGCCGCGACGCGGAUUUUGACGGAACAGCCCGACGGCAUCGCUCUCACCACCUACGAGCGCGGCUAUCCGCUCGGCUUCCUCGGCUCGCCAGAGUUUCCCGGCACCUUUCCCAGCGCGCCGUACAUCAACAACCACUUACGGCUGAUCAUCAAGUACCACCAGGAGCCCGACCUCUUCCAGGGCUCGCGGAUCGUCGGCUUCGAGGUGGAGGCCCUCUCGGUCGCACACAGGUACGAGGGCGAGUGGCGAGGUCGAGAUCAACCGAGAUCGCCCCGAGAUCGCCCCGAGAUCACUGCGCUAGCACAGGUGCCGGCGGAGGCAGGGCGGCGGGUCGGCCGCCGGCGGGUGCGAGGUCAUCUUCACGUACGAGGUCACCUGGGAGGAGUCGCCCGUCCGGUGGGCGUCGCGGUGGGACCUGUACCUCUACAUGGGCGACGACCAGGCGCCAGGUCGGGCCCCGCUCGUGCACUGGAUCUCGCUCGUCAACUCGCUCGCGGUCGUGCUGCUGCUCACGGGCGUCGUCGCGAUGAUCAUGGCACGCACGCUGCGGCGAGACCUCAACAGGUACAACUCGCUCUCCGACGUCGCGGACGAGCGGGAGGAGCUGCUCGAGGAGUCUGGCUGGAAGCUGGUGCACGCAGACGUGCUCCGGCCUCCGCCGCGGCCGCUGCUGCUCUCGGUCUCCGUCGGCACGAGUCCAACUGGGCAUGCGUGAUGCGCUUCGUGGGGACGGGCGUGCAGCUGCUCUGCAUGUCCUUCAUCUCGAUCGCUUGCGCGCCGCUCCGACUCGUCUCGCGCGCGCUGCUUGGCUUCCUCUCGCCCGCCAACCGGGGAGGCCUGCUCACCGCCACGCUGCUGCUCUUCGUCCUGAUGGGCGUGCCCGCCGGCUACGGCGCCUCGCGCACCUUCAAGUCCCUGCGCGGCGUCGAAUGGAGAGCGCUCACGCUGCUCACCGCCACCGCCUACCCCGCCGCCAUCUUCGUCGUCUUCACGCUGCUCAACCUCGCCCUCUGGUCGCACGGCUCGACCGGCGCCGUGCCCGCCGGCACCUUCGUCGCGCUCCUCGCCAUGUGGUUCUGCGUCUCGCUGCCGCUCGUCUUCGUCGGCGCCUUCCUCGGCUUCAAGCGGCCGCUGCCCGCCCCGCCAACGCGCACAAACGAGAUCCCGCGGCAGAUCCCUCCGCAGGGGUGGUUGUUGGGCCGCGCCGUCACGAUGGCGGUUGGCGCCGUCUUCAUCGAGCUCUUCUUCAUCAUGACGUCACGCUUCUACUACGUCUUUGGCUUCCUCGCCCUCGUCCUGCUGCUGCUCGUCAUCACUUGCGCCGAGAUUUCGAUCGUGCUCUGCUAUUUCCAGCUCUGUGCCGAGGACCACGCGUGGUGGUGGCGAGCCUUCCUCAACUCGGGUGCCGCUGGACUCUACCUGCUCGCCUACUCGGGCAUCUACUAUUGCACGCAGCUCGAGAUCAGCGGCUUUGUGCCGCUUCUGCUCUACGUCGGCUACAUGGCCCUCGCCUCUCUACUAUUCUUCCUCAUCACCGGGACCGUCGGCUUCCUGGCGUGCUGGUGGUUUGUCUGGACCAUAUUCGGCUCCGUCAAGGUGGACUGA